Molecule: messenger RNA, 3297 nt
Organism: Aspergillus novofumigatus IBT 16806
Lineage: Eukaryota; Fungi; Ascomycota; Eurotiomycetes; Eurotiales; Aspergillaceae
Product: DNA-directed DNA polymerase gamma MIP1
Exons: 6
Coding region: 1-3297 (1098 amino acids)
Biological process (GO): mitochondrial DNA replication
Cellular component (GO): gamma DNA polymerase complex; mitochondrion
Molecular function (GO): DNA-directed DNA polymerase activity; DNA binding; 3'-5' exonuclease activity
Source: RefSeq, a predicted model, not a curated record
AUGAUGCUUAACUGUGCGAUCGCCCCCCGUUGCAGGGAUGUUCUACGUCCUUGCUCCCAGAGGUUGCGCUCGCCACGCUUCACCCGACAACGACCUCUGCUACGGCUGGUUAGAUCGUUCAUUUCGGAACCUUCGUCAGGAGAUGGUGUUGAAACACGGCGCCGUCGAUCGCUUUCAGUCCCUGCAUUGCCUAGGUUCAACGAGAUUGGAGUUCAACAGCUGAGCGACCAUGCAAGAUCGCCAGAUCCGGUCCUGGUUGCACUGCACGAUCUGCUAGGAAAAUCUCAGGAUGCCGCGGAACCUAUUGCAUUCGACAUGCCCGCCCUCCAGGGACAAACCAUGGACGAGCACUUCUUCAAGCUGGGAAUGGAUGCAUCCGAGCCCUACUUAACCUAUGCGAAAAGCUAUACAACUGUCAACUCGCCUCAGAAGCCGCGCGAAUGGGUCAAGCGCAGCGGAUGGACCAAAUAUAAUCCUGACGGUUCUUGGGAGCCUGCGGACGCACCAAAUGAGUCGAUGCUCACCUUUGAUACCGAGGUCAUGUACAAAGAACACUCCUUUGCUGUUAUGGCUUGCGCUGUGAGCCCUACAGCCUGGUAUGCAUGGCUUUCGCCCUGGCUUCUCGGUGAGUCAGAGAACGAAGUUCAACUCAUACCUUUGGGGGAUACAAAGCAACCGCGGAUCGUGGUUGGACACAACAUCGGGUAUGACCGAGCGCGCGUCCUCGAGGAGUACGGAAUGGAACAGACUCGCAACUUCUUCCUUGAUACCAUGUCACUCCACGUCGCUGUCAACGGGAUGUGCUCGCAGCAGAGACCCACAUGGAUGCGUCAUAAGAAGAAUAAGGAUCUGAGAGACAAGAUUGCAAACGAGAGCAACUCCGUCGAGCUGGCUGCGUUGCUCGAAAGCAAAAUGCUGAGCGAAGAAGAGGAGGAAUUGUGGGUAGGAAGGAGCUCAGUGAAUUCCUUGCGCGAUGUAGCCAAGUUUCACUGCGACGUUACGAUUGACAAAUCGCAAAGAGACUAUUUUGGCGAACUUAACAGGGAGCAGAUCUUGGGAAAGCUGGAAGAAUUGCUGGAUUACUGUGCCGCGGACGUCGCCAUCACCCAUCGCGUGUACAAGAAGGUGUUUCCCAACUUCCUUGAAGUCUGUCCUCAUCCUGUCAGCUUUGGAGCUCUCCGCCAUCUUUCCUCUGUUAUAUUGCCUGUCAACGAAACGUGGAAAGAGUAUAUUACGAACGCGGAAGCAACAUAUCAUCAACGAGUCGACGAUGUGCAACGGAGGCUAGUUGAACUGUGCGACAAAGCUCUCGAGGUCAAAGAAAAGCCCGAUAUUUACAUGAAUGACCCUUGGCUGCGACAGCUGGACUGGUCUGGCCAAGAAAUCAAAAUGGUCAAGGGCAAGAAGAAGGGUGAUCCUCCCCGACCCGCGGCCAGACAGAAGAAACCAGGCAUGCCGCAAUGGUACAAAGAUCUUUUUCCUUCGACUACAGCGGACAUCAACCUGACUGUGCGCACCCGGAUUGCCCCUAUACUAUUGAAGCUGUCAUGGGACGGUUACCCUCUGACAUGGUCCGAUAAAUUUGGAUGGACAUUCAAAGUCCCGAAAGACCAGGUCAAAAAAUUCGAAAACCAGCCUGUGGUUCUCUGUGAUAUGAGUGAAGAGAAGAAUCUAGAGUUGCGCGACGAUAGGAAACAUGUGUACUUCAAACUCCCUCAUAAGGAUGGCCCACAAGCACGUUGCGUCAACCCAUUAGCCAAGGGCUAUCUGCAAUUCUUUGAGCGGGGAACGCUUUCAUCGCAAUACGCACUCGCCAAAGAAGCUCUGGAAAUGAAUGCCUCCUGCUCAUACUGGAUCAGCGCCCGUGACAGAAUCAUGAGUCAGAUGGUAGUCUACGAAGAUCAAGUCAAGCAGUCCGGGUCUACAGGUGAAAAGUCAAACCGACUAGGAUUUAUUCUCCCUCAAAUCAUACCUAUGGGCACGAUCACCCGGCGAGCAGUGGAGAAUACGUGGCUAACAGCUAGCAACGCCAAGGCAAACCGCGUGGGUUCUGAACUCAAGGCCAUGAUUAAAGCUCCGCCAGGAUAUGUCUUUGUUGGUGCAGAUGUUGACUCCCAGGAAUUGUGGAUUGCCAAAGGUUCCAAGGCUGCUGGGACUGAUAUGCAUUCGCGCACUGCCAAGAUCCUGGGUAUUUCGCGUAAUGACGCGAAGGUUUUCAAUUAUGGACGCAUUUAUGGUGCUGGUGUCAAGUUCGCUGCCACACUGCUUCGGCAGUUCAAUCCAUCCAUGUCCGAGAAGGAGACCCAAGAAGUUGCAACCAAUCUCUACAGAGAGACAAAGGGCACCCGCACAACUCGUCGUAUCCUGAAUGAGAACCCUUUCUGGCGCGGAGGUACUGAGUCCUUUGUCUUCAACAAAUUGGAGGAAUUCGCCGACCAAGAAAGACCGCGUACGCCUGCGCUCGGCGCUGGGAUCACUGAGGCACUCAUGCGGCGCUUCAUCAACAAGGGCAGUUUCAUGACUUCUCGAAUUAACUGGGCAAUCCAGUCAUCUGGGGUCGAUUAUCUCCACCUUUUGAUAAUAUCCAUGGAUUAUCUUAUCCGACGAUUUAACAUAGAUGCUCGACUCGCAAUCACCGUCCAUGACGAAAUCCGGUACCUUGUCAAGGAAGAGGACAAGUAUCGAGCUGCCAUGGCCCUACAGGUGGCCAACGUUUGGACCCGCGCCAUGUUUUCGCAACAAGUUGGGAUCGACGAUCUUCCUCAGUCUUGUGCCUACUUUUCGGCAGUCGAUAUCGACCACGUACUGCGUAAAGAGGUGGACAUGGACUGCGUAACUCCUUCUCAUCCACACAAGAUCCCACACGGAGAAAGCUUGGACAUUAGUCGGCUAUUAGACAAGGACCAAGAAGCAUAUUUGGAUCCUUCAGUAGUCCCGGCUUCGCCUCCUUCGCCCCAGAAAUACACUUACACGCCACGAGAAUCUGUGAUGGCGUCGCUUCAAGCCACCAAUAAUCCUGCUUUCAUCAAAGCUCAGAUUACCAAAGAUGACAAAGAGCUUCGAGAAAUCAUCAAGGAGGUGACGAAGACGAAGGCUGCCACCUCUUCAACGGCACGCUCUGUUCGAAACGGUUCCAAAUCGACCAACUUCCCUUCAGCGGAGCCUCAAAAAGCGGUCCUAAUGGACAUUGAUUCUGGACUGUACCGCGAUUUCCGGUAUCUACCACAGGGGAGCAGGCAUCCCCACUUCAAUAUGAACCGGCAGACAUGGAAACCCAGACCGGCCGCCCGGCCUUAG